This is a messenger RNA of Chlorella variabilis, 963 nucleotides long. RefSeq lists its product as hypothetical. The annotation marks the transcript as partial. Lineage: Eukaryota; Viridiplantae; Chlorophyta; Trebouxiophyceae; Chlorellales; Chlorellaceae. The transcript has 5 exons. The record is from RefSeq and is a predicted model, not a curated record.
CGGGCGGCCUCGCCCUCGGCGGCGGCGGUGGCGGGCUGGGACAGCGUGGGCGAGACGGAUGUUCUGUACCCGGCAGACGCAGACGCCCCAUCCCCCGCCGCCGGCAACGGCAGCAGCAGCAGCAGCAGCCUGCGCCUGGAGAUCGUGGUGGCGCACCGCACGGGCUGGUCGCUGGACACGGCGCAGGCCGACCUGGGGCGCCUGCUCAACCUGUCUGCCAUCUCCACGCUGGCGCCGUCGGUGACGCUGUAUGUCAAGGGGGACGACACUGAUGUGGCCGCCCUGAAGGAGCGCUGGGCCUUUGCGCCGCAGCUGAACGUUAUCAAGCAGGAGGAUGUGGGCGGCGCGCCGCACAGCUUCCUGACGCACAUGGUGCAGCGGUAUGAUACCCUGGCGGGCCACACGCUCUUCUUCUCCUCCGCCCACCACCUGGACGAUGCCUUCAUGCGCCUCGAGCGCCUGCUGCUCCUCACUCCAGCCGACCUCUCAGGGACACGCCUCCUCAGGCUUGCCAGCCCCGUGCCUCCCUUUCUUUCCUUGCGCAGCUGUGUGAGGGGGUGCGGCUUCCAGGGGACGCUCAUGGGCCUGCGAGACAUGUUCCACUUCAUGAGCAAGCGGUUCUGCCACCUGCAAACCGGCGAGGCCUUCUCCCACUUUGCCCGCAACCAGUUUGUGGUGUCGCGGCGCCGCAUCCGCGCGAGGCCGCUCCGCUUCUUCGAGCAGCUGCUCCAGCUGCUGGGGCCCGACAUGCUGCCCAGGGGGGACGCCUCCUUCCUGCAAGACCCAGCCGACAUGCAGCGCUGGGCGACUGCCGCGUCGCCUGCAGACCCGUUGUUUGGCCAGGCGAGUGUCGACAUCCCCUACCCAGUGUGCGACCCCAGCCAGUGCCAGUGCCUGGACGACCCAGCGGCGCGCCGCCUGCGGAACGGCUUCUUCCCGCUGCCCAUCAAACGCUCCAGCUGA